UGCAUGCUUUUCUCUUAUUAAUUUGUCUUUUGUUACAGGGGGUCUCAGUCGAGACCUUAAAAGGGUAGAGGAAAAAGAUUUUUUUCCUCCCUUACAACAAGGCAGUGUCCCUCAGGAAGGCGCCGGAUCAGUAAAUCAGGGUAGGCAUACUCUGGGACUCCGUAUGACUAACUGGUCUACAAAAAUCUCUAAUUUCUAGAAAAUAUAAAGAUAUUUGUCCAAGUUGGUUUGCAAAUUAUUUCACGUAGUUGAUUAUGACUUCGCUUGGUCAAGUGUACUUUAGUGACAAAUGUGAAAUUCAGAUAGUAGGUAUUUGUUUACUUUGUUUUUUACUUUGUUUUACUUUGUUUACCCUGCUAUAAGAUUACACUUUUUUCUAUUUGAAGAAGUAAUGAAAGAUGACCAUUAUUCUUGUUAAAACUUCCAACAAACCAAAUUAACUCCUGUUGGAGGGUUAGUCCCACAAUUCCCCAUUCCUGGUUGUGAGUACUAGAAGGUAAGGACACGACCAACAUCCGUGACUAGAAUUUAUACAACUUGAGGCGCUCCCUAUAAUCAGAUCAUUUCUCCUGAUCUAAAGUAAGUUACUAAUUAAGGACUUCCAAAUGAUCGAUGAUGGUUCAAGUGAAGGUACCAUCAUUCAAUAAAAUUUAGAGGAGCUAAGUCUUUGCCCUCAGGGUCUUAUUCAGAUUAAACAAAUAUAUUUUAACAAGCGGAAAUAGACAGGGGUGCCUGGCCAGCUCCGUCGGUGGAGCGGGUGACUUUUGAUCUCAGGGUCGUGGGUUCAAACCCCACAUUGGGUGUUUUUACUUAAAAAAAAAAAAAUUGGUACUUCUUUCUUACCUAGUGAGAGAAGUUUCUAGCUGCCUCUUGGGGUAACUGAGGAUAGAAAAAUCACCCCCAAGCAGAUCAUUCUUGUUUUGUGAGGAAUAAUUUGAGACAUUCCUUUUAGUUCUAUAAAUGUAGUGAGUAGACUCCAUUGUUCUGACUUACUGCUUAAUAGUAAUUGUUAUAAUGUUAACAAUAACUGGUGUCGGUGACAUAGGCCUCACCGUGCAAAGCUCUUUGUUGGGGAGGAAGCUGACCAGUCUUCACAAGAGGAGCCUCUUAACACUGUGAGUGUAACAGAUGAAAAGGCUGAGAUCCAACCACGGAGUCUGAAUAGUUGACCCAAGACUGUGGAGCUUAUACGUUGCUGGCCUGGGAUUCAGACCGGCCUCAAGACUUUGCCAUCUCACCAUGCUGAGUGGAGGAAGGUACGCUGAAGGGAUCGGCCGGUGGGACAUGGCUGAGGAUAAAGGCAAGAGAGACUCCAUUGGAAUGAGUCUGCGGGGAUGCCAGACAAACAACGGGUUUGUGCAGAACGAAGACAUCCUGGAGAAGGAGCUGGCCCCGGGCAGCCCGCCGGACAGCGUGGUGACCAUCGCAGGCCCCGCGGAGCCCACCCUGCAGGGCGCCCGGCCGUACGCGGGCAUGCCCAAGGAGGUGCUGUUCCAGUUCUCCCACCAGGCCCGCUACCGGGUGCCCCGGGAGGUGCUCUUCUGGCUCACGGUGGCCUCGGUGCUUGUGCUCACCGCGGCCACCAUAGCCAUCAUUGCCGUCUCGCCCAAGUGCCUGGACUGGUGGCAGGCAGGGCCCAUGUACCAGAUCUACCCGAGAUCCUUCAAGGACAGUGACCAGGAUGGGAACGGAGACCUGAGAGGUAUUCAAGAGAAACUGGACUACAUCACAACUCUAAAUAUAAAAACCAUUUGGAUUACUUCAUUUUAUAAAUCAUCCCUUAAAGAUUUCCGACAUGGUGUUGAAGAUUUCAGAGAAAUUGAUCCUAUGUUUGGAACGAUGGAAGAUUUUGAGAAUCUGCUUGCAGCCAUACAUGAUAAAGGUUUAAAAUUAAUAAUUGAUUUCAUACCAAACCACACCAGUGAUAAACAUGCUUGGUUUCAACUGAGUAGGAACCGGACAGGGAAAUAUACUGAUUAUUACAUCUGGCAUGACUGUACGCAUGAAAAUGGCACAACCAUACCACCCAACAACUGGUUAAGUGUAUACGGAAACUCCAGUUGGCACUUUGACGAAGUACGAAACCAGUGUUAUUUCCACCAGUUUUUGAGAGAACAACCGGAUUUAAACUUCUACAAUCUUGAUGUUCAAGAAGAAAUAAAAGAAAUCAUACAGUUCUGGCUCACAAAGGGUGUUGAUGGCUUUAGUUUCGAUGCUGUUAAGUUUCUUCUAGAAGCAGAGCAUCUGAGAGAUGAAACCCAAGUGAAUAAGACUCAAAUACCGGACACAGUCACACAAUACUGGGAGCUGUACCAUGACUUCACCACCACGCAAGUGGGAAUGCAUGACAUCGUCCGGAGCUUCCGGCAGACAAUGGACGAAUAUAGCAGGGAGCCUGGGAGAUACAGGUUCAUGGGGACCGAAGCCUAUGGAGAGAGCACUGACAGGACCAUGAUGUAUUAUGGGCUGCCUUUUAUUCAAGAAGCAGAUUUUCCCUUCAACAAGUAUUUCAGUGAGCUAAACACUCCUUCUGGGAACAGUGUGUUUGAGGUUAUCACAUCCUGGAUGGAAAACAUGCCAGAAGGAAAAUGGCCUAACUGGAUGAUCGGUGGACCAGACAGUGCCCGGCUGACUUCUCGUUUUGGGGAAGAAUAUGUCAACAUCAUGAACAUGCUUGUUUUCACACUCCCUGGGACUCCCAUAACUUACUAUGGGGAAGAAAUAGGAAUGAGAAAUAUUUUAGCCACAAAUCUCAACGAAAGCUAUGAUGUUAAUACCCUCCUCUCAAAGUCACCAAUGCAGUGGGACAAUAGCUCAAAUGCUGGUUUUUCUGAAGCCAGUCACACCUGGUUACCUAUCAAUUCAGAUUACCAUACUGUAAAUGUUGAUGUCCAAAAGACUGACUCCAGAUCAGCACUGAAGUUAUAUCAAGAAUUAAGUCUGCUUCAUGCCAACGAGCUGCUCCUCAGCAGGGGCUGGUUUUGCUAUUUGCAGAAUGACAGCCACUCUGUCGUGUACACAAGAGAGCUGGAUGGCAUCGACAGAGUCUUUCUUGUGGUUCUGAAUUUUGGAGAAUCAACAGUGGUAAAUCUAGAGGAAAUGAUUUCCAAUAUUCCCAGAAGAAUGAGGAUAAGGUUAAGUACCAAUUCUGCCUACAAAGGCAGUGAAGUUGAUACGGAUGCCAUUUUACUGGACAAAGGAGAAGGCCUCAUCCUUGAAUACAACAGGAAAAAUCUCCUUCAUCACCAAACUGCUUUCAGAGACAGAUGUUUUGUUUCCAAUCGGGCAUGCUAUUCCAGUGUAUUAAACAUACUGCACAGCCUGUGUUAGGCACCUUUAUGAAAGAGAUGAAGACACUGGCAUCC
Molecule: messenger RNA, 3365 nt
Organism: Ailuropoda melanoleuca (giant panda)
Lineage: Eukaryota; Metazoa; Chordata; Mammalia; Carnivora; Ursidae
Gene: SLC3A1
Product: solute carrier family 3 member 1
Exons: 12
Coding region: 1240-3330 (696 amino acids)
Biological process (GO): carbohydrate metabolic process; amino acid transport
Source: RefSeq, a predicted model, not a curated record